AUGCCUGACGGCAAGAAGCGUGAGAAGCGCAAGGCCAAGCGGGCGGCCAAGCGGAGGCUCAAAGAGGUGGCUGUUCCCGAGCCGGCAGAGCCGGCAGAGCUGCAGGGCGUGGUGCUGGGUGGAGAGCUGCUGCUCAGGGCGGCCGACGGCACCGUCUACGCGAGCGAGCGUGACGAUCGCGGCGCCCUCGUCGCCGUUGGCAGAUGGGAGGCCGGCGCGGUUGUGCCACUCCCCAAGGCUGUGUCGUCGUCAGAGGCAGCGGGCGGUGCGACUGGCGAGGCGCGGCAGCCGUCGGUACCGCACCCUGUGCCGCAGCCUCUCGCCUUCAGUGCCGCCGAGGACGACCACUGCGAGACGGCGCCUGAGGCCUACGCGCACAUUGUCAGCCUGCUCCGCCUGGUGGCGCGCAAGCGCGGCGUGCCGCCCGAGGAGCUUCGCAUCUGGGACCCUUACUACUGCAACGGUGCCGUGGCUCGUCACCUCGCCGCGCUGGGCUUCCCUCACGUGCACAAUGCGAACGAGGACUUUUACGCGCGGCUCGACAGCGGCGACCUUCCCGAGCACGACGUGCUGCUCACCAACCCGCCCUACACGCACCCGCACCCCGAGCGGCUGCUCGCCCACUGUGCUGCUUCAGGCACGCCGUGGCUCGCGCUGAUGCCGAACUGGGUGUACACCAAGGACUACUACUGGGCGGCGCUGGGCCGCUCCCACGGCACGGCCGACACGCAGCCCUUCUACAUCGCGCCGAGAAAGCGGUACAACUACUGGACGCCGCGAGGGCGGCGGUCGGACCUCACCUCGGGUGGCGCGAAGGCCAAGACACACGGGCACACCAACGCCGCGCUCGGCAUCCGGACGUCGCCCUUCGUCUCGUUUUGGUAUUGCGGCGGCUUCGGGCCGGCAUUGCGAAAGCGCGUCACGCCGCCAGAGGGUUGCGUGCUCUGUUGGUCGACGGAGGAGCUGCCGCCCGGCGUGCUCUCGGAGAGCGACCCACGCAGAAAAGUAUGGGGAGGUGGGGGUGCAGACACGCGCAACGUCAUCGGGGGACGUUCGCUAGGACGUUCGAAUGGUGGUGGGAAGCGUCAGAAGAGUGGUGGAGCGGACCAGCACUGA
Messenger RNA from Emiliania huxleyi CCMP1516, 1116 nucleotides. RefSeq lists its product as hypothetical. The transcript has a single exon. NCBI's taxonomy places the organism in Eukaryota, Haptophyta, Isochrysidales, Noelaerhabdaceae. The coding region runs from base 1 to 1116 and encodes 371 amino acids. The record is from RefSeq and is a predicted model, not a curated record.